ACCAUAGAACUGAAACGUUACCGAACGAGACAGUGAACUGCCCUGAUGGUUGCUGUACGGUGGCACCUCUUUCAGUAGUUAGCUAUUUCCACAAGUUCGUACGCAUCUGAAUACUCCCAUAGAGCAUCCACGGUACGAUUUACCAAUAAUAUAAUUGUCCCCUCGGUGUUGGCACAGUUCAACGGAUUGGUAGAUCAAGGAUUAUGAUGGAAAACUCCCCUUCCCCGCUACCCGAGAGAGCCAUUUACGGAUUUGUCCUCUUCCUCGGUUCUCAGUUUGGUUUUUUCUUGUAUUUAGUGUGGGCAUAUGUUCCAGAAUCUUGGCUGCAUUCAAUUGGGCUGACCUACUGGCCUCAAAAGUACUGGGCACUUGCUGUGCCGAUCUAUCUCCUGGUAGCCAUAACCAUGUGCUUCAUCCUUCUAUUCGGUGUGAAUAUGAUGAACACCGCUCCCCUCUGCUCUGUGGACACAGUUACAGAUGGUUAUGCCCGAAGCCAGCAGGCGGAAAACUCUCAAAAGGAGGCGAUACCCAGGUUAAAAGACAUCUCCAUUAGUGAAGUGAACAGAAUUUUUUAUCUCUCACCUCAAGAAUAUCAUUAAACAAAAAAGUUAAUGCAGUGGACUUUUCUCAACCCAAUAUUGAAUGCCAAAUCAUGAUUGUCGGCCUCUGCUGCUGUCUUCUUUGCCAGUUAGGGCAGCUAGUGGAUCUUCUGAAAUGUGUGUAGCCAGUCAAUCACUUCCUUUUGCUCUACAAUCCAUAACUUGCCAAGACUUACAAGCAAAACUUGUGCUGGUGGAUCCUAGGCACCCAUUUGACCAGAGGAGCUACUGUUGAGCGAUUAUCCUGGGAAUUUCCUACCAACUGAGAUUCUGGGUGACAAUAUGGCAUUUAUACAAGUAGCUGCACUGGCAUGAUGAGUGGAAAGAAAGAAAGGAAGGAAAGAAAGGAGAAACGGGGGGGGGGGGGGGGGGGGGGAUCCUUGAUGGUUCUGAUUUUAAAAAAUGUUUCUACCCCAUUUUCCUCAUCAAUGUGUGAUGCCCACUCAUAUUUCAGCUCUUAUAGCCACAACCUCUCCUGUUCUGUUGAUUCAGGAGACCGCAGAUAAGCAUGUGCUUAAGUCAAGCUUGCACUCACAUGAGUCAGAGGAAAACUCUUAAUGUACAGCUGGGUACUCGAUCAACAAGUGUUGCAUGUUAGCGAUGAGACUCUGUCAUCUCAGCCAACUGAAACCCAUCCAUGCUUGGGUGACACUAGCCAAUCGUGUGUUGUAGACCGGAGUUGACACUGGUGCAGUUCAGUGCCAGUCCAGACCAUGGGGUCGACUGAUGCCUUAGAACAGGAUGCCACCCAGCAGCCCUGAAUGCGCAUAUUCCAUAAAUAUUGCUAUGAAAUAUGAAUAUUAGUGAGAAACCAGAGAACAAGUUAACACCGGUGUUAUGUUAAGAGUAUGGUCCUGAACAAAUGAAGAACUGAACCUAAAAUGUUGGUGUUGUUUGAUUAGUCAUUAUCGUAAUAUAUUUUCAAUUGUGAUAAAUGUGUAACCCAAUAAAUUGUGUCAUGUAAAAUGCUUA
Messenger RNA from Anguilla anguilla (European eel), 1571 nucleotides. RefSeq names its product phosphatidylinositol glycan anchor biosynthesis, class P (gene pigp). Gene Ontology annotation, biological process: GPI anchor biosynthetic process. Bases 204 to 599 code for a protein of 131 amino acids. Gene Ontology annotation, molecular function: phosphatidylinositol N-acetylglucosaminyltransferase activity; electron transfer activity. NCBI's taxonomy places the organism in Eukaryota, Metazoa, Chordata, Actinopteri, Anguilliformes, Anguillidae. Gene Ontology annotation, cellular component: membrane. The record is from RefSeq and is a predicted model, not a curated record. The transcript has 5 exons.